Messenger RNA from Microdochium trichocladiopsis, 1900 nucleotides. RefSeq lists its product as uncharacterized. NCBI's taxonomy places the organism in Eukaryota, Fungi, Ascomycota, Sordariomycetes, Xylariales, Microdochiaceae. Bases 434 to 1762 code for a protein of 442 amino acids. The transcript is spliced from 2 exons. The record is from RefSeq and is a predicted model, not a curated record.
CCCAGUCCGUCCGGCCUAAUGCGUCAGGACGCAACAGCCAGCCUCUCUAGCUUGGGCGUUUUUAGCCACCAAAACGGCCGCGCUUGCAUAAGGCAGGGAGAGGGCCUGUUGCCGACCUCAGUUAUCGGUCAUGCGUGUCAAGUCGACGUUGGGAUGAGCAGGUGAUCUGUACCGCAGCGCCCCUCUGUGACUGCCACAACGCAACGCCAUCUACUGCUCUAAAACCUCAUACUGGCUCAUCUGAAACCACGACUCGCGAGAUAUUUCGCUAUCAUUCUAUACGCAUGGAGCCGCCUCGCCGCCAUCUCGCCUAGACCGCACGAUUCGGAGAUCCUGCUGCCUGUUCUCAGAUCAAGGACCACAACGUUCUAUCGUCUUCCAUGUGAUCCUCCGUAUCAUAAUUAAUCAUCUGCGCGCAUACACCCCUUCCAAGAUGGUCGACACGGGACCAUGGCUGCCACCUCGCGGUGAGCCGUUACAGCAACGCUCUCACCGAACCCCGCAACACCAACCAGCCGGUGAUCGCCCUCGAUCACCACUCCCAGUGCCAGAUAUGCAGCAGGACAUGUUCUUUGACAACGAUGACGAAGCUUUGGCGUAUGGUUUCGAAGAUCAUGAGCCCAGUCUGUCCAGCAUCAUGAUGGCGGACAGCCAUGGCAGCAGCGAUCUGGAUCUCGGCAUGCCUGACACCCGCCGUGGCUCGAUACCCCUGCGUCCACCGGUGCAACAGUCUCCGCGACUGCCUGAAGCGCGACAGAAGCAACGGCCUCCUGCAGUUAGCCGUGAUCCCAAGGAAGAGCUGUAUCGCCCUGGCAAGUCGGAAGCAACCGCACGUGACAAGAGCAGUCGUGGUGCUUCUGAAGCCCGGAUCCCUAAGCGAAAGAGUGCUCCUCCGCCACGGCCAGCAUAUACUAUGAACCAUAGUGAUGAUGAAUUCUGCGGCGAUGAAGACGAUGAUGGAGCUGGCAUCGUGGAUAUCGACUCUGCACGGCUGCCACGAAACCCGGAUGAAAGCCAGCAGGACCUCGCCGAGCGCAUCAAUCAGCUGACCCGGACCAUCAACGCCAACGCCCAGCUCUGCCUCGAGACCUCGCGUAAGAUGGUCGCCCUCGCGCAGGAGAACAAGCACCUCGCUUAUGAGGCAGGUGCGCAGCUCGACACAUACGUGCUGCAGCCGGCGCUCAAGCUCGGCCAGGCGCUGAGAACGUAUUGUCCUGGUGUGGAUGAGGGCGUGCAAGCGCUGUGGGAGUAUGAGGCGCAGAUCAGGAAGAGGGUUAUCAACGGGCUGAAUGGUCGAGAUGCCCUGUUUCAGACUGGAGCUGUGGGCGGGAGGCAGGGCAAAGAGGUUGAUCGACUGAAGAACCGGCUCAUCGAACAGGAUGCUCUGCUGAGGGACUCCAGCCAGCAUAUUCGAAAGCUCAUGAACGAGAGGGACAGGCUGAGGCGCAAGCUCGAGAAUGGCUACCAGAACGGAGACUCAGGGGCUGGCGGGGAGGGACCAGCACGCCCAAGCUACCGCGAUCUGGACGAUGUCGUGAAGCAAGCACAGGCCGGACCAGCUGGACGAGCGCAACACCAACGAACACCGAGUCACGCCGAGGACGCACAACUUGCAGAACAGCUUGGAGAGUUACGCAUGUUGGUAGACAGGCUGCCCGUGCUUAAUGAUGUACCGUCAAGUAAUGAUACACAAGCUGGGCAUAGCGCCUCUACGCAUCUGAAAGCUGAUCAGGACGAUGAAGAGGAUUGGACGCUGUUGUAGGGCGGUGAUGUGCGGUGUAGGGAAGCAAUACGACUAGUAUAUAGAUAUGAGACGUUAAACACACAAGACCAUGGCCAUCUUGCUUCGACUUGGUCUGUCCAACACUUGCAAGACACUUCCCCGACAAAUUUGUCUGCU